Brassica napus (rape) is the source of this 698-nucleotide messenger RNA. Its product is annotated as 60S acidic ribosomal protein P2-3-like. Gene Ontology annotation, molecular function: structural constituent of ribosome. The transcript has a single exon. Bases 69 to 413 code for a protein of 114 amino acids. Lineage: Eukaryota; Viridiplantae; Streptophyta; Magnoliopsida; Brassicales; Brassicaceae. Gene Ontology annotation, cellular component: cytosolic large ribosomal subunit; ribosome. The record is from RefSeq and is a predicted model, not a curated record. Gene Ontology annotation, biological process: cytoplasmic translational elongation.
AUACACGAUUCUAAAGGGCCCCUCACAAACCCUAGCAGUCAAAAACUCCGCAGAGUAAAAAAAAAAAGAUGAAGGUGAUCGCUGCUUUCCUCCUCGCGAAGCUCGCCGGAAACGAGAAGCCGACCAAGGAUGAUCUGAAGAGCAUCUUCGAUUCCGUUGGCGCUGAGUUCGACGAGGCCAAGACAGAUCUGUUCUUUUCUCUCGUGAAGGAUCACGACGUGGCCGAGCUGAUCGCUGUUGGGAGGGAGAAGAUGGGGGCUCUAUCUUCCGGCGGUGCAGGUGUCGCUAUGGUGGCUGGAGGAGGAGGAGGCGACGCUCCUUCGGCGGCUGAGCCAGCGGCGGAGACGAAGAAGGUUGAGGAGGAGAAGGAGGAGUCGGAUGAUGGUGAAGGCAUGAUGAGUCUUUUCGAUUGAGUUUAGUUUAUGACAGAAGGCUUGGAGGAUCUGAUCUUGUCUGAAAUAUUUAUCGCUUUUAAUUUUGUUUUAAAUGAAUGGAUCGUUGUUGAUAAUACCUUUUUUAAGGAUUAUUAAAGACUUUGUUAUCUAUCGUUAAAUUAUCUAUUUUAUGUUACUCAGUUAUGAUUUUGUUGCCUGAAUGUUGAACACCACAGUUUCACCAUGCGUAUGUGCUGCUAAGAGAUUAUCAAAGUUGUUUCUUUGAUAAAUGGUUUUAGUAUACGUCUUUAAGUUUGGGGAUAA